Molecule: messenger RNA, 2615 nt
Organism: Myxocyprinus asiaticus (Chinese sucker)
Lineage: Eukaryota; Metazoa; Chordata; Actinopteri; Cypriniformes; Catostomidae
Product: vacuolar protein sorting-associated protein 72 homolog
Exons: 3
Coding region: 187-645 (152 amino acids)
Source: RefSeq, a predicted model, not a curated record
ACUGACAUACCUAAGGCUGUAAGAGAGACAGAUGUAAGAGAGACUUCAACCCUGUUGAAGGAAGGGUAUGAGCGACCUUUGACCAAGGCUGAACUUUUGGCAGAGGCCAAGGUCAUAGCAGAGAUUAAUCUCCGAUCACUGGAAAACUGUGAGCGUUUGGAGGCUGAUAAGAAGAGACAUGUCCAUAUGAAACGUCAGUGUGUGGGUUCAGUGUGUCCGGUAUCACUCUGUGCUCAUGUCCCUGGUGCUGAUGUCAGUCUGAAAGAGGAGAAUGUGGAUGUGGAGGGGUUGGACCAAGCUGCCCAGCAGAAUCCAAGCUCCCACCCUGCACAAACUCCUCAAUCAGACUCAAUCUCUUCUGCACCACCGAGUGCCCUAUCCAAUGGAGCUGCAGUAAAUGCUUUUCUGCCACCAGGGGCCGCCAAAUGCUCCCGCUUUUACAUUACAUUCAGUGACGAUGAAACCUUCCAGCGUUUUUUCGCCCAGUCCCAGGCUCCUCGCAUAAAUGAUGCACACUGUACGAUUUUGGCCACGAUUCUGCCGUCUGAGACAAAUUUUGUGAAUCCUAAAGGAUUUCUGUCGUCGCUGGGCAAAAUCGGCAAUCUUACAACGUUCAGUGUGACAUGUUCACAGACGGCCUAUUAAUAGCCUUUGCGAUGAUCUUCAGCCUCCGAAGUUCUGGCAGUGUCAGAAAUAUAGCAUCGCAGCCGUAUAGUGUGACUGCUAUUACGACGGCCAGAUGAGAUAUUCCGCCCCUCUCGCGCACCCCAAUUCACUUGGAAAGAAACCUGCUCCGCGUUUGCACCACCACAGCAACAUUUGUGCCCAGUUAUCACUCUACUCAAGCACUUUCAAUGUUUUUUCUUCUUUUCAUUUUAUAUAAAAAGUUUUAAUAAAUAAAUAAGCAGAAAAUACUUGGAGAAAAGUGUAACACGUCAGCAAUAUGAAAGCAUUAUUCUCUGAAUUAAAUAAAUACAGAGCUUCAAAAUGAAAAUGAAUAAAUGAUUGCAUUUUCUCGUUUUUUUCUUUACAUUUAUCAUGCAUUUUCUUUACAAUGUUAUUUUAAUUACUAUUUUACUUUUAAUAAAUUUACUUCAAACGUCUGUAAACUUUAGUUAAGAUUCACACCACUCCAAUUUUAUUUAAAAAUAAAUAUUAAAAUAAAAUAGAAACAUUGAACAAUUUAUUCUGGUAAGUAUUUAUGGGACGUUUUAAUCCAAAUCAGCAAAUACAGCUGGAUACAAUUAUAGAAAUCUAUGUCAUGUUUGUGCAUCAUCCAUAGGGAAUUUGCAAGCGUGAUAUAUUAUCAGGUUGGUGGCCUAUAGGUUACUAAUCGAAAAGAGGAGAAAGACGAACUAUAACCCACCUUUUUUGUUUUCUCCAGUGUGAACGGAGAAGUUUGUAAUUUUUCGGGCCACAAAUCUUUUUAUUUCCACAAUGAAUAUUUGCUUUGCACUCGCGUUCAUUCUCAACAUCUGUAAUUUCCUUUAUGUGAUCAGGCUGUCUUAUUAUAGGCCUAUUUGACAAAAUCCAUCUUUCUUGUAAAUGUUAGCCUAUGCUCGUGUUGGAGUGGUAUUUGAGCAACGGAAAUGCUGAUGUCAUGACUUUCAGGGAGAAAACAAAAUGCUCCUCCGUGGUGGGCAAAUUUCUUCGUUUCGCUUCUAUUCCGCAACACUCCCUUAACGUGAGUCACGUUCAUUGAUCGGGACGAUUGGGACCACAGUCGGCUACGAUGUGUAUCGUGCAGUCUGACAUAAUGUCGCACAGUGUGCCAUGGCGAUAUCAAUGCGUUCAUAUCGUACAGUCUGACAAGCAACUAUCUAAAAGGACUUUCCUUUUUUUAAGAGGUCUGCCCUGUUACCCAUAAGCUUGCGCUCUACCGAGACCCCAUUACAGACAUUCCGUACGCUAAUGUACAGGCCUUUAGGAUCAUCCAGGAGGCCUAUUUAAAGUAUGUGGCUGCUCACAGAUUGCCCUCCACUGGCACGUCGAAUCAAACUGACACCGCUGCAAAGAAUCUGCGCCAGAAGAUUAUUAUUAAACAUAGCAAGUAGACAAAUACACAAGAUUUACAAGGGGUAGAAACGGAGAAUAAAGGACAGAGAGGAAAUCGUUUGGUCAGGUCAGACGGUGUGGGUCAUUGGGCUUCUUUCCUGUGUCUGUCUGUCUGUCUGUCUGUCUGUCAGUCAGUUCAGUCAGUCUGAUGACAUACAAGAACAUAAAACUAUUUACUGUUAAUGUCUGUUCAGUGUAUUCAUAGGUUUAUUGAGCUGCACUGUUAAUGCGUUAUUCCAACUAAAACAGGAAAUUAUGAAUGUAUCGUUUAUUGUAAUGUUGAUAUUUUGUUGCCAUACUGGUGGUAUGUCCUCUUUAUUUAUUUAUUUAUUAUUAUUAUUAUUUUUAAAGAAACAGUUUAAUAUAAUUAAUUAUUAAAGUAUAUAUUCUGUGUGUAUACUGUAUACUGUGGGCAUGUUUAUGUGGUUUACGAGGACAAUUUUUUAGGUGUCAAACUGGUAAUUACAAGGGUAUUAUGCUAUAAAUGUGGUUUAUGAGGACAUUUUUAGUGUCCCCAUAAUUUAAAUCGCUUAAAAAAACAUACUAAACGAUGUUUUAUU